This is a messenger RNA of Anarrhichthys ocellatus (wolf-eel), 1823 nucleotides long. RefSeq names its product germ cell-specific gene 1-like protein. Gene Ontology annotation, cellular component: plasma membrane. The record is from RefSeq and is a predicted model, not a curated record. Bases 714 to 1823 code for a protein of 369 amino acids. The transcript is spliced from 7 exons. NCBI's taxonomy places the organism in Eukaryota, Metazoa, Chordata, Actinopteri, Perciformes, Anarhichadidae.
AGGUUGAAGAACGGGAUGUGCCCUGAGAGCGCGACUGAUUAGUCGCAAAAUCCGCAGGAUAAAAUCAAGACGUCUAUCUUUAUCCGAGCGAAGAAAAAGUCGUAAAAAAAAUAAAAUAAAUGAACAGAAGAGGAUCUGAGACGUGGAAACAUGUGGUAGAGUCGCAGCUCGGUGACAAGAAAUGUGUGGAGUCAAACGUGUCGCCUGGCUUGUGCCGUAACAUCAAGAAGAAAGGAAGGUCUCAAAUUUGAUUCUGAUGAACUACUUACGUGAGUUUCUUUGACUGCAACUGGAGCAGUGGAAGAGCCGGAGUUCCUCCUGCAGCCUCUGACCUGCACAUCUGUCUCUGUCUUACUCCGCUGGAAGUGAUUAAAUCCCACGCAUUUCAUCUUUCUCUGCUCCACUGUCCUCUGACCUCCGCCUGUCGACUGUUCUCCUACUUCAAGCUCCCCAACCCUCCCUCCAGCUCUCCACCCGACCUCUGACCCUAAUCCCCUCUUUUCUCUCCUUUCCACCAUCCUCCUUGAAUCAUUCUCAAUCGCCACAACUAACCCGCCACGCUUCAUCUUGGCUCGCCACUGUGGUGUCACGCAAAACCCGCCCGCUCCCGAUUGGUCAACAGAACCUUUCUAACCCUCAAAGUGAAGCCGAAGCCGACUCUCUGGUCAUAACUAAUUUCUCCCAGAGUGUCCUCUUCGUGGCGAGAAGCAACAAUGCUGGAGAACAUGUCCAGACGUAACCGCUCCCUGCUGUCGCUUUCCCUCACCUCGCUGGCCCUCACGCUGUCCGUCUCGGCUUUCUGCACCUCCUAUUGGUGUGAGGGGACGCACAAGGUGGUGAAGCCUCUCUGCCUGUCACCUGUCAAGUUGAAGAACUGCGGGCAGAACAACAGCCAGCCGUACACCACAGAGACCCCCACACCGGACCCCAGGCAGCUGCUCUCCAACGUGACGCUGUCUCCGCUGCAGAAGGAGGAGCUGGCCAGGAUAAAGAGGAAGCAGAUGGCCAACGCCGUCCAGUACAUCUGGGAGACGGGCGAGGACAAGUACAUGCUGCGCUACUUCCACACCGGCUUCUGGCUCUCCUGUGAGAAGCACAAUGAAGGUGAAGAAAGGUGUCGCAGCUUCAUCGAGCUGACGCCAGGAGAGACACAAGGUGUCCUCUGGCUUUCAGUCAUCAGUGAGUUCACGUACAUCGGUCUUCUGGCCAUGGGCUUCCUGCUGAUGUGUGUGGAAGUGAUUUGCCUCUGUGCCAAGAGGGAGAUGAACGCCCUCAAGAUCAACGCCUUCGCCGCCAUGUGCACUGUCCUCUCAGGUUUGAUGGGGAUGGUAGCACACAUGAUGUACACCACAGUGUUUCAGAUGACCGUGAGCAUCGGGCCCAAAGACUGGAGGCCACAGACCUGGGACUACAGCUGGUCUUUUGCCAUGGCGUGGCUGUCCUUCAGCUGCUGCAUGGGGGCCGCCGUGGCCACGCUCAACUCCUACACCAAGACCCUCAUAGAGAUGAAGCAUCGGGCCCGGGUGAGGCUGGAGGACGCUCGCGCCGCCGUCUGCGCCCCCUCCUACGAGGAGGUCGUUCGAGCCAGCGGUGGAGGCGUUUACUCCGUCAGUCAGCUGAUCCAGCUCGGCGAGCAGGGGGCGCUCAUUGACCCUCUGUGGCCCAGAGGAGUGGGACCAGCCGUCGGUCCCCUGGCGCUGGUGGACCCUCAUGGCAUCAUGGUGGUGGAGGGAUGCUGCGCUGAAGGGUGUGAAGACUGUGAACGGGAGAUGGACGAGAUAGAUUAUGCUCUGCAGGAGGAGAGAGAGGACUCACUCUGCUGA